AUGCCAAACUUACUCGACGGGGAAGAUCCUGAAAAGCUCAAUGGCGACCCUUUCGAAUUGCUUAGCAGUCUUGCUUUCGAACAACCGACUCUGUCACGACCUCACGCUCCACUGUCGAGCACAGCCGUGCUAUGUACAGGCAGCUGGGACAUGCCUGCAACGAAGUCAACAAGUACUGGUACGCUUGACGAAGAAACACCAUCACAAAGCAGCGAAGCUUCCGAGAUUCACAAAGACGAGCCUGACGAAAGUUCUUCCAGGAGGACAAACAUGACGUCAAAAGCACCUCGAAGUUCUCGAUUUUCACUUCUUGGAGCUGUUUCUGUGAGAUCAUCCCAGCGAGCUCCUCGGCAAAAGGGAUCUAGCUAUUUAAUCACAGCCAGUGAUAGACAAUUGGAUGGCAAUGUACCAGUACCAGUACCAGUACCGCCUACACAACCUCCCAUGGAUGAUGAUGCAGAUGAUGACGAUGAAGAAGAAGUUAUUCCAGGAGCUGAAGCCGUCGCCAGAGGUUCGGCAACUCUGCGACCUCUUCCCGCUGUACGAAAGGCAUCCUCUGCCUCAUCAGGAAAGCAACAGAGAAACGUUUCAGAGAGACCUGUUCGCAUUUCCAUGAGUGGAACAGAAAUGUUCACAGAGUUGUCAGAUGAACUUGUGGAGGCAGAACCAGUUAAGACCGAAGAAGAACUCAUGACAGAAAUCAGGAUAGAUACCGAAAAGAAGUACGAAGGGAAUGCUCGCCGUAGCAAACUUCUAGUAGCCGAGGAGAUAGAUCUGGAAAGUGCUGAAGAUUCGAGGAAACAACGAAGAUUCAAAGAAAUGGAAUCGAGAUGUUUUACAUCGCUCUGUUAUUGCUUUUUCUUUAUUCCUGUCCUCAUUGUUGUUAUCUUGACUGUCAAAAGAAACAUAAGUGACGAUACAGUUUUAACUACGGAUAAUCCUACAGCAUCCCCCACCUUUACAGAGGUAGUCACACCGUUCACGUGCGAGGAAGCAGCUCCCCUGAACGGAAACUCCUCCAUCGUGGGUUCUACAAGAGGUGCUCCUUCUCCAGGAGAUGUUCCACUCUGUUCUGGUCUGGCAUCGAAUGGCUUUGGUGCGUGGUUCGAAUUCGUUGGUGACGGAAACGUUGUCAACUGCACGACUUGCGAUCCGAACACCAACUUUGAUACGCAGCUCAGUGUUUUUACCGGAUCCUGCUCAAAGCUACAGUGCAUUGCCGCAAACGACCAAGGCAGUUCAGAGUCGUGCGGCAGCCAGUCAAAGGUGGAGUUCAGUACCAACCCCGGUGAGACUUAUUUCAUAUUUGUUCAUGGAAAACGGGAGGCAGAGGGACAGGUCGUUCUCAGCUUGAAUCCUGUCAUGCAAGACAAUGAUUCUUGUGGUUCAGCCGGUCCCGUUUUGCCGUCAGGUCUCAGUGAAAUCAUUGGAAAUACAUGGUUUGCGGCAACCAGCAAGACCGCCGACAAUUUUACUUGCUCGGAAUCGACGGUUCCAGGCCUAUGGUAUGCAAUGGAUGGAAAAGACGAGAACAUGACCAUCUCUACUUGUUCGGAAACAACCAAAUACGAUGGUGGCAUUACUGUUGCAACCGGAGGAUCGUGUAAUGGUUUAACGUGUGUUUCUACCACCAGUGAAGAUUGCAUUUCACCCUUUCGAGGAGCGAUAAAAACGUUUUUUGGCAAUGCUGGCACUACCUAUUACGUCAAGAUUCAUGGCAGUGAAGCUGCCCGUGCAGCGGCACUGUCGUCUCGACGGCUGCAAGAUGGAGCAAGUCCCGCUGAUGGACAGUUUGGUAUGGUAGCUCGAGAUGAAGUUGGCGCUUCUGGCUUCUUUGUUAAUAGGCAAGAAGCCUGUGAAGCGAGCCAAGAUGUCGAGAUUGAUGGCGAGCCAACCACAGGCACCCUAUAUCAAACAUCGAACUUGCUGUGGGAUUCGUUCUGCGAGGGAGACGGUCAAGGUGAAUAUUUGCGAGUCACGGGAACUGGCCUGAAUCUCACCGCCAAUACGUGCAACGACGACACGGCAAUUGAUACCACGUUGGCUGUACUGACUGGCGAUUGCUUAAAUCAACAAAUGGAAUGCAUUGCGUCGAAUGAUCAAUUCUGUGGAGACCAAUCAUCUGUAACUUGGUUUGCCGAAGAAGGGGUGACAUACUACUUGUUGGUCCGAUCCGUUGGAGCAAUUCAAGGGAAAUAUACUGUUUCAUUGAGCUCGUUAGUAGAUAUUAUUGAUCCAAUACAACAGUGCGAGAGUGCUCGUAUACGCGACGUACUUGGUGGAAGUAUAGCUGCUUCACUAAUUGGAGGGCAACCAUUUCGAUAUGAACCCAAGCUGGCUGGAAGCUGUGGAACAUCAUCAUAUGACAAGAGCCCAGCAACCUGGUUCAAGUUGGAUGACACUAGAGCAGGCACCAAACUUUUGCUUUCCGCGGAAGAUUGCUACAAUACAGCCCCUCUUGAGCUUACAGUCUUUAGCGGAAGUUGCGACGAGCUGAUUUGUGUUGCAGGUUCUUCGGAUUUUUGCAAUGAAAAUGUCGAAUGGGAAUGGGAAAAUGGACUUCCGUACUAUUUGAUGUUCCACGGCCCUGAUUCAAUCGGCGCAACCUUUAUAUUCAGUGCAGACACAGUGAUCUCAUAG
Molecule: messenger RNA, 2640 nt
Organism: Cylindrotheca closterium
Lineage: Eukaryota; Bacillariophyta; Bacillariophyceae; Bacillariales; Bacillariaceae
Source: the annotation of a GenBank genome assembly